Molecule: messenger RNA, 3025 nt
Organism: Suricata suricatta (meerkat)
Lineage: Eukaryota; Metazoa; Chordata; Mammalia; Carnivora; Herpestidae
Gene: CAVIN2
Product: caveolae associated protein 2
Exons: 2
Coding region: 138-1415 (425 amino acids)
Cellular component (GO): caveola; cytoplasm
Molecular function (GO): protein kinase C binding
Source: RefSeq, a predicted model, not a curated record
CAGUGUAGCCAGUUGUUGCCUGUCUGAAACUCUGCCAGUCCUGGAGAGCGCUGCUCAGAGCGCAGACCAGCAGGCCUCUUUCUGCACCCUCCCCGCCGUCCUGCUUGCCGGGGAAGAACUUGCCCACCUGUCCGGCCAUGGGGGAGGACGCCGCACAAGCCGAAAAGUUUCAGCACCCAGGGUCUGCCAUCUGGCAGGAGAAGCCAGCCAGCCCCAGCCUCGCCCCCUCUUCCACGCCGAGCCCCAGCCUGAACCUGGGGAGCACGGAGGAGGCCAUCCGGGACAACGCGCAGGUGAACGCCGUCACGGUGCUCACGCUCCUGGACAAGCUGGUGAACAUGCUGGAUGCGGUGCAGGAGAACCAGCACAAUAUGGAGCAGCGGCAGAUCAGCCUCGAGGGCUCCGUGAAGGGCAUCCAGAACGACCUCACCAAGCUCUCCAAGUACCAGGCCUCCACCAGCAACACGGUGAGCAAGCUGCUGGAGAAGUCCCGCAAGGUCAGCGCUCACACGCGGGCGGUCAAGGAGCGCAUGGACAGGCAGAGCGCGCAGGUGAAGCGGCUGGAGAACAACCAUGCCCAGCUCCUCAGACGCAACCAUUUCAAAGUGCUCAUCUUCCAGGAAGAAAAUGAGAUCCCUGCCAGUGUGUUUGUGAAAGAGCCAGUUUCCAGCCCAGCGGAAGAGAAGGCGGAGCUUGCUGAUGAAAACAAGUCCCUGGAGGAAGGCUUGCACACGGUGGACCUCUCAUCAGAUGAUGAAUUGCCCCACGAUGAGGAGGCCCUAGAAGACAGUGCGGAGGAAAAGAUGGAAGAAAGUAGGGCAGAGAAAAUAAAAAGAUCUAGCCUCCGGAAAGUAGAUAGCCUCAAGAAGGCAUUUUCUCGCCAGAACAUCGAGAAAAAAAUGAACAAGCUGGGGACAAAGAUCGUAUCUGUAGAGAGGAGAGAGAAGAUUAAGAAAUCUCUCACUUCCAAUCACCAGAAAAUAUCCUCAGGGAAAAGCUCCCCCUUCAAGGUUUCUCCCCUCACUUUUGGUCGAAAGAAAGUCCGAGAGGGAGAAAGCCCUGCAGAAAACGAGACCAAGUCAGAAGACAUGCCCAGCAGUGAGCAGAUGCCUGAUGACCAUGAGGAGAGCUCCUUUGCAGAGGGUCUUUCUGAAGCGUCCCUCAGCAGUGGCCUGGUGGAAGGGAAGAGCAAGGUGGGGGACGCAGAGAGGGCAGCCUCCAGAGGGAGUAAUUCCGGCAGGGAUAGCAACAUUGACUUGGCAAUUGUGGAAGAUGAAGAGGAGGAGUCUGCGGCCCUGGAACAGGCACAGAAGGGCCGUUAUGCGGAGGGCGACCUGCUGACCUCUGAGGGCGCAGAGCGGUCCGAUGAGAACCCAGCGCAGCCUGCCGUGCUCCCGGUGAACCAGAGCGCCUAACUGCGCGGCCCGCUCUGCUUCCACAUCUGUGGGUCGCCGGAGUCUAGGAACAAAGUCCUGCACAUCCCAGCACCUCCCCUCGCUACCGUGUCACUGUCCGAGCAGCCCUCACUGCAUAGGAGCAGCGCACAGACGACCAAGCUUUACUAUGAAGACAACCCGUCCAGAGCUGUCCUUCUAACUUGCUCUUUGAUUCUAUUUUUGUAGACUUUCUCCAAGAUGGCACAGAAGAAGAAACGGAGCAGCUGCAAACCGCUGAUCAAUUUGGCUUCUUUAGAAAACCAGAGGCUACUUAAGAUACUAGUUAUGAAAUGUGAUUCCUUUUUUGUCAUUCCAUAAGCUUGCUGAAUAGUGUACCAGCGCCACAUUGAAUUUCCACCCAACUCUGUGAAUCUAAUUAUUGUACUUCAAGUGUGCAAUAUAGAAUACACAUCUAUAUAUUUAAGCUAAAGACAUAACUACUUUCUAUUUUAAGAAAAAAAACACUUUUUAAAAAAGGUAGAAGAGACAGUUUGGUUGGUUAUUCACUUAAUAGAAACCAAUGUUUUCAUUUAAAAUGAAAAAAUGGAAAAACUAUAAUAUUCAGCUAAUAAAGUAAGAUGUGGGAAAGUCAGGACUAUCAGAAAAAGAAAACUGAAAAGGAGAAGUUGGAAAAUAGGAGAAACAGGAAAGAAAGAAUGCUAAAGAGAAUGAAGACGUAGAAAAACCAUGUGUGUAGAAGUAAAGUAUUUACUGUAUUAACUCAACUAUUCUUUUCCUUAAAUAACAAUUCUACAGAAUUUCAUACGUCCUUGAACAACAUGUUAUAUCUUUACAAUAUUUUUAUUUUCGAAUAUUUUCAUAUAUAAAAGCAUAGCUUACUGUGUUAGAGCUGCAUUUUUCUCAAUAAAUAAAAGAUAUUAAAAAUAUUUCACCAAGGAGGUUUAAAAGGAUAUUUUCUCUUUAACAUUGGAAUGAGUGUAAAUCUCUGAAAUUAACAUGUAUCGUCUUUUGUAGGAAGUUCCCUCAGAGGACUCCCUCACGUUUUCCAAAUUUGAAAGGAUCUUUAGACUCCAAAUGAUGUAAUGUAGGUAUGUAAGGUGUUAAAAUCAACCAGUUUGAGAAGGGAAGGAUUCUUUUUCCUUUUGUACAUAACGGUAAUUCCAUUCCAGGUCAUAUUUGGUUUAUAUAUUAAUUUCACAGAAUAUUAACAUGAUUCUUCCAAAAGCACACUGGUGUUUAUGUAUAUGUGCACACUCAGUCAGCCAGGAUAAUUUUUACUAGUGUCUAACGUUAUACUAAAAUAUUGCUUUAUCUGUUUUUAAUUACAGAAUGCUAAUGUUUUGAGAAAACUAUUAAAUUAUAGUGUAGAGACAGUUGUGCCAGGGAGCAAAAUCCCUACCUUUGGUGUAAACCACUCACUAUAAGUAACCUGACAAAUAUAAGUAGCCCGAGACUGUAUUAACAAACAAUGCUUUGUGCUGUAAGAGGAAAAAUAGGGUUAACAAUGUAUCGAUAGCCUAACCUAUACAGCAAUGUCUUUAUCUGCAAUAAUGUACCUCAAACAUUAGAUUGUUGAACUAACCAUGGCUGUGUUAAAGAAGACUAAAUAAACCAAAAAAUAAAAAGUA